AUGCCCAACGAGAUCCGCGACCUGCGCGUCGUCGACGAGACGUCCUUUCCCUACGUCUUUGAGAAGGAUGUCUCUGUCCCCUUGAAGGCCGGUCGUGGGCUCGUCCGCUGCAAUGUGUACCGACCAAAGAGCUCUGGGCCUGUGCCUGUGCUUGUAACAUAUGGCCCGUACGGCAAGGACAUUGGGUACCAGGACUUCCACGCAAACUCGUUCGCAGACGUCAACCCUGAGCACAAGUCUGCCCACGCCGCCUGGGAGACGCCCGAUCCGGGCUUCUGGACUAAUGCGGGCUACGCCGUAGUCCGGGCCGACGAGCGCGGUCUCGGUCAGUCGCCCGGGCUCCUCGACACCAUGUCGCGCGGCACGUCCGACGCCUUCUUCGACGUGGUCGAGUGGUGUGCCGAGCAGUCGUGGUCGAGCGGUAAGGUCGGCCUGCUGGGCAUCUCGUACUACGCGGGCUCCCAGUGGCGUGUCGCGGCCCGCCAGCCUAAGGGCCUAUCCGCCAUCAUCCCCUGGGAGGGCAUGUCCGACUACUACCGCGACCGCUGCCGGCACGGCGGCAUCCUGUCGGACGGCUUCAUCCGCCUCUGGUGGAACCGCCAGAUCAUCACCAACCAGUACGGCCGCCCCGGGCGCCAGGCCAGCAAAUGGGGGCCCGACACCAUCGAGGGCGACCUCUCGGACGAGGAGCUCGCCGCCAACCGCCAGGACCAGAACAUCGACAACGCGGCCAACCGCUUCCGCGACGACGCCUACUACGCCAGUAAGGAGUACGAUAUGGGCGAUAUCAAGGUGCCUAUGCUUAGCGUGGGUAAUUGGGGCGGCAUCCUACUGCACCUGCGCGGUAACGUCGAGGGCUACACCCACGCGGGCAGCAAGUUUAAGUACCUGCGUAUGAUCACCGGCCGGCACGACCUACCCUUCUACUACAAGGAGGAGGUCGAGAUCCAGCGCAGCUUCCUCGACGCCUUCCUCAAGGGCGAGGACCACGUCGGCUGGUCCGAGGAGGGCAAGGUAGCCCCCGUCUCCCUCGUCCUGAGGAAGGGCAACGUCGGCUUCAACAACGCCGAGAAGGAGAAGGUGUACGAGCGUCGCGACGAGUCCGCCUGGCCGAUCCCCCGCACGCAGUACACGCCCUUCUACCUUACUCCCGACCUGGGCCUGACUGCUACCGAUAAGCCUAAGCCCACCGACGAAAAGCGCAAGGUCUCCUACCGCGCGCUGGGCACGAUAAAGGACCAGAAGUUUGUCCAGUUCUCGACGGCCCCGUUCGAGCAGGAGACCGAGAUCACGGGCCACGUCGUCGCGCACCUGAAUGUCUCGGUCACUCCUGACCCCGACGGACCGACCCCGAGCGACAUUGACCUGUUCAUUACGCUGCGCUAUAUUGGCCCCGACGGUAACGAGGUCUUCUACACGGGCACCACGGGUGAUCCCGUCCCGCUGACCAAGGGCUGGCUGCGCGUCUCGUUACGCAAGGUCAACACCGAGAGCCCCAAGCACAGGAGCUACCUGCCCCACCGCGACUACGCGAGCACCGACGUGCAAAAGGUGGUGCAGGGCGACAUCUACGGCGUCGAUGUCGAGGUGUGGCCGACGCAGGUCGUCGCCGAGCAGGGCGGGCGCAUCGUCUUCGAGGUUGCCUCGGGUGACACCCAGGGCAGCGGCAUCUUCACGCACGAGGACAAGAACGACCGGUCGCCCGAGGUGUUCCAGGGUGUCAACAACAUUUGCUUCGGGGCUGGGCUGGAGAACUAUGUUACUCUGCCGAUUAUCCCGAAGGCGUAG
This is a messenger RNA of Microdochium trichocladiopsis, 1788 nucleotides long. Its product is annotated as X-Pro dipeptidyl-peptidase protein. The record is from RefSeq and is a predicted model, not a curated record. Lineage: Eukaryota; Fungi; Ascomycota; Sordariomycetes; Xylariales; Microdochiaceae. The transcript is spliced from 2 exons. The coding region runs from base 1 to 1788 and encodes 595 amino acids. Gene Ontology annotation, molecular function: dipeptidyl-peptidase activity.